Molecule: messenger RNA, 1294 nt
Organism: Cololabis saira (Pacific saury)
Lineage: Eukaryota; Metazoa; Chordata; Actinopteri; Beloniformes; Belonidae
Gene: angptl8
Product: angiopoietin like 8
Exons: 3
Coding region: 148-756 (202 amino acids)
Biological process (GO): triglyceride homeostasis; regulation of lipid metabolic process
Source: RefSeq, a predicted model, not a curated record
GUGAUACUUACUUCUGCACAGAGACAGGAAUGCCUAUAUUUCAACUUUCAUUUCUAAGUUUGUAUCAAAUAAAUAGUAAACUUUUUCUGCCUUUAUUGCUAGAAUUUCUUAUAUUUUUUUUCAACAGCUGAGUUGUCACAGUGGGAGAUGGCUAUCAAACUGAUCUGGAGCCUGUUUCUGCUUUGUGUGGCUGGGAGUUUAAGAGCUGCCCAUGCAGGUCCAAUCAGGAACUCUCCACCACAGGAAGAAAUCAAUGUGCUCAUGUAUGGCGCCAUACAGCUGAUCGGAUCUCUUAGCCAUGUUUAUGAAACCACUAGUGCAAAAAUGGACAAAAUCCACCAGACUCUGAAGAACCAUGAGGAGACUCUCCAAAACCUGGAGAAGCAAGCCGAGCAGGCUGCAGAGGUGGAGAAAGAGAUAAAAGAAGUGAUACAGCUGCUACAGGAUGAGACAACCAAUCAACAGACUCAGACCUUGAAGGCUAAACAGCAACUGAACACCAUAGAGAAGAACGAGGCGGAACUAAAGACAAAAGUGAAGAAAGUGGAGAUGUAUAUGAACAACUCUGUACCUGCAAUCAAGGAGCUGCAGGGUGAAGCAGAGGAGCACUCCAGCAUCUUGCAAGGUUUACAGCUCUUGUCCGACUUCCAUAAAGAGCUUAUUGAGACUCAAAAUGAAAAGCUCUCCAAACUUGAGGAGAUGGUAAUUCACUUGUUUCAGAAAUUUAUGUUUUCUGAUGACAAUCAUUUUCUUUAAUUCACUUUUGUUUAAUAACAUUAGAUUUGCAUUCUUCUUCCAGAGUGAAGCUAUGGCAUAGUUGUUUUGAAAUGCACCACUGAUUUACCACUGUUCUGACUGAGGGUAGUCCAUCUAGAUCUCAAUCCCUUAACGUCACUGCACUCCCUUCUAACUUUGCUAUUCUGUAAAUCAACUGUAUUACUGUUAUUUUUUUUCUUUUUUGUUAAAAAAAUAUAUCAUUUGUCUUUUCAUGAUGCUUUCAUGUUAUUCUCUUGUAAUAUUUUUAUAUCUUUUAUAUCUUCACUUUGAUGACACCAUUUUUAAAAAGAUCCAUAAAAAAAAUGAUUAUUAAAGGGGACCUAUUAUGAAAAACACGUUCCGCCUGGAUGAGCCGUCCAGUGUCAUGUGACUUCUACGAGCCGUUCAGAUUCGGCGCAUUUUCGUUACGUAACCAAAAUGCAAACCACGCCCACAACUAUAAAACCGUGUAACUGUAUGGGAGCGUCCGACUAUCGCGUCGCACUGCGUGACAUCAGACGCUCUCUGUCCAUCUCCC